Vollenhovia emeryi is the source of this 1499-nucleotide messenger RNA. RefSeq names its product coiled-coil domain-containing protein 97. The coding region runs from base 317 to 1456 and encodes 379 amino acids. The transcript is spliced from 3 exons. The record is from RefSeq and is a predicted model, not a curated record. Lineage: Eukaryota; Metazoa; Arthropoda; Insecta; Hymenoptera; Formicidae.
GGUUCCCCUUGGCGAUGACGAACGGCGGCACAGCCCUGGAUGACGACUGCCCGGCGAGUUGUCGCGGGGCAUGUUCCGGAUUGAGCGCGUGCACGGGAAAAUCACGCUUGUCUAUCUCGUUUAUCUCCGGUUUAUCGCCGGCGACGACAGGAACGCGCGACGCGAACGGAGAAGCGACACGAGGGGUGACGCGUAUAUGCGUGCGCGCGUUCUAGGUUAAUCUCGCACCAAUUGCGACGAGCAACACAACACGGGACAAAGCGCUGAUACGCGUAAGCGCGUUUGUUCCGUUUCCUACUCCCGGCUGGACUUUCCGAUGAGCAACGUCGAGGUACGGACUGCUCUGCGGGAAAACAUGACUGUGGGGACGAAAGGAGAGCCUGCGAUGAACGCGGGCGAGAACGGCAACGAUGAACGAGGCGCGGACUCGCCUAUGUCGGACGCGAAGGGAAAGGAUGUCGAGAACGAGCUGCUGGACCAUGUGGCCAACAGCAGGGCGACUUUCAAGAGCCAGCAGAAAGGGGAACCCGAGCUGACGUUCGAGGAGAAGCGUGCCAUAGCCGGGAAACUGUUGGAGAGGAGCCGCAGCCUCUUCCUCUCCAAAUUUGGGCGCUACUUGAAGGUAGAUCACCUGGAGCACUUCGGCGACAGCCAGGACUACGAGACGGUCUACCACGUCAACAGGCUGCGGAGGUACUUCAAUAAUUCCGCGCGGCACAUCGACGUCCGGAAUAGAAGGUACGAGGCGCUCAGGACGCUGGUAGAGAAGAGCGACUACUUCAGCGAGUGCGAAAUGAUGAAGAGAAACCCGUUGCUGUACGAGCACCUGGUAGGGCAAUAUCUGACGGAGGAGGAGAAGAAGGCGAGGGACAGCGUUGAUACGCAGAGCUCAAAUUACAUAGAUAUACUCAUGGAGACUGUCGAGAGGGACAAGUUGCAGCAACGCUUGAAAUCCCAACAGACGGAGGAGGACAAGGUACGAGAGGAUAACGAUUCGGACGAGGAUGACGACAGCAGCAGGAACAGUACUGUAUCAAAAGCACAUCUCGACAAGCAGAGUCGCAGUCGCCUGUGGGGCGAAGAUCUCAGUGAUACGAAGGAUAAGAACAAGGACAGAGACAAGAAAAUGCAAGGCAGUAAAAUACAUAAGAUAUCGAGCCAGGAAAUAAAGCUGCUUAGGCAAGAAUUUGUCACCAACAUGUAUCAGAGUUUCCUGGAUGGUAAAGAUAGAGAUUUCGACUAUAGCACUGUCGACGACAAUGAGACUUACGAUAACGUGGAAUUGAGAAAUCAAGAUGAGGAAGAAAAAUAUUUUGAUUCUGAAGCCCCUGAAACUGUUACGCCAUGUAAUAAGUGCAAUGAUCAAAACGAGUCUGAAGACGAGUUGGAUGUAUAUAUGAGAUCACUGAAGGAACAGACUCCUACAAAUGCACACUCUUUGGAUAAUCAGACAUAGCCCUGCGUACGUUGGGUUGCGAUAAAUAUAUAUUUGUACUUAA